Coniosporium apollinis CBS 100218 is the source of this 1626-nucleotide messenger RNA. RefSeq lists its product as uncharacterized. Gene Ontology annotation, cellular component: nucleolus. The transcript has a single exon. NCBI's taxonomy places the organism in Eukaryota, Fungi, Ascomycota, Dothideomycetes. The record is from RefSeq and is a predicted model, not a curated record. Gene Ontology annotation, biological process: rRNA methylation; ribosomal large subunit biogenesis. Gene Ontology annotation, molecular function: rRNA (adenine) methyltransferase activity. Bases 1 to 1626 code for a protein of 541 amino acids.
AUGUUCGCUGUCCCAGGCUGGAACAUAUCCGCUCCAAUCAAGGCGCAAACCAACACGUCAUCUGCUGCCGUACCAAAUGUCGCGCCAAACAAAGGCACCGCAGCCAACGCGUCUGAGAUUUCCAAGAAGCGGAAGAGGGGGGGUCAUGGAAGAACAAAUGGACCUACGGUGACGAGGGGCAACGUGGCGGACAUGUGGGAGCAGUACAUCGAGGGGAAGCCUGCGAAGAAGAGCAAGAACGACGAGGCCGAGACGCAGAGGAGGCAGAAGCAGCGGGAGGCUGGAGCUGCGCGGAGGGCUGAGAAGCAAAACAACGGUCAGGAGGAGGUAGAAGUGAAGCAUGGGCCCGAUUCUACAUCAAAGCCAGUACAGGCAGAGCAGUCCACCAAGCUCGAGAAAAAGAAGAGAAACAGGCCCGAAAAGAACCUCCGCGAUGCCGCCAAACCCCAACCCGCCUCUACUUCGCCCACCAAAGACACUCUCAAGGCCACCCAAACCCCCUCGAACCCCAAGCAACCAGCCGCACCUCCACCCCUUCCCCCCGCCACAAAAUUGACGCCCCUGCAGGCCUCCAUGCGCGCCAAGCUCGCCUCCGCCCGCUUCAGACAUCUGAAUCAAACACUCUACACCACGCCCUCCUCCCACUCCCUGAAACUCAUCGACGAGGACCCGGAGAUAUUCAACGAGUACCACGCCGGCUUCCGGCAGCAAGUCGAGGCAUGGCCCGAGAACCCGCUGGACGUGUACAUCCGCACGAUCCGCGAGAGGGGAAAGGUGCGGGAGCCGCGAGGCAAUUUUCGCGAUAGGCGGGGCGGGAGGGGCGAUGGCGGUGCUGGGGCGAGGAAGGAAGGGGAGUUGGCGCCACUGCCACGGACGCAUGGGGUGUGUAGGAUUGCGGAUUUGGGGUGCGGGGAUGCGAGGUUGGCUGCGGAGCUUGGUCCGCUGGCGGCGAAGCUGAAGCUCGAGAUCAAGAGCUUUGAUCUUGCGAGUCCGAGCCCGUUGGUCACGAAGGCGGAUAUCGCGGACCUGUCUCUUGGGGAUGGGAGCGUGGAUGUGGCGAUUUUUUGUUUGGCGCUCAUGGGCACGAAUUGGGUUGAGUUCAUUGAAGAGGCGUGGAGGGUUUUGCGGUGGAGGGGCGAGCUGUGGGUUGCAGAGAUCAAGAGCCGAUUUGGAAGAGUGGAGGGGAAGCGAGGGGCUGGGAAGGUGGUGGAGCAUAGUGUGGGCAAACGGCAGAAGAACAACAAGCUAGUCGGCAAGGAAGAGAAGAGGAAGCUGCAAGAACAGGAAGAGGGAGAGAACCAGGAGGAGUUGGCGGUUGAAGUUGAUGGUGUGGAAAGCGGAAAGCAGGGGACUGAUGUCGGGGCGUUUGUGGAGGUUUUGGGGAAAAGGGGGUUUGUGCUGAAUGGAGAGGGAGCGGUUGAUCUGAGCAACAAGAUGUUUGUCAGGAUGAACUUCGUCAAGGCUGCGACGCCGGUCAAGGGGAAGAACGUCCAGGCUGCAGACAACAAGACGGGCGAUGAUGAAACGUGGAAGAGGAAGCCGAAGGGGAAGUUUGUGGAGGAGGAACAGAAGGAUGAAACGGAUGAGAGCAAGGUGUUGAAGCCGUGCGUGUACAAGCUGAGGUAG